AUGGAAGAGAAAACACUCCUCUGUGCUCUCGUCUUCAUCUUGCUGUCGACGUCGGUGGUGGCGAUCCGGCCGGAGAGGUCCCCGGUGGCGGUGGUGAGGAGAGCUACCCUGGAGAAUGGUCUUGGACUGACUCCACAGAUGGGGUGGAACAGUUGGAAUCACUUUUCCUGCAAUAUAAACGAAGACAUAAUUCGGCAAAUCGCUGAUGCGAUGGUGGAUACUGGCCUUGCAAAGCUUGGUUAUGACUAUUUAAACAUAGAUGAUUGUUGGGCAGCCUAUGCUAGGGACUCCCAGGGUAAUCUUGCCGCAAAUCCAUCAACAUUCCCAUCAGGAAUAAAGGCCCUGGCAGACUAUGUGCACGGGAAAGGGCUCAAGCUCGGAGUCUACAGUGAUGCAGGGUCACGAACAUGCAGCAAUCAGAUGCCUGGUUCGCUCGGAUAUGAAGAGCAAGAUGCAAAAACCUUCGCGUCUUGGGGAGUUGACUACUUGAAGUAUGACAACUGCAACGACCAGGGAUUGAGUCCGCAACCAAGAUAUGUCAACAUGAGCAAAGCACUUCUGAAUUCUGGGAGGGAUAUUUUCUUCUCCCUUUGUGAAUGGGGUGUGAAUGACCCAGCAACAUGGGCAAGUGGUGUAGGAAACAGUUGGAGAACAACCGGUGACAUCCAGGACAACUGGGGAAGCAUGACGGCCAUUGCUGAUGCUAAUGACAAAUGGGCAUCAUAUGCACGGCCUGGUGGAUGGAAUGACCCGGACAUGCUGGAAGUCGGAAACGGGGGGAUGUCAACAGAGGAGUACCGCUCCCAUUUCAGCAUUUGGGCUCUAGCCAAGGCACCUCUUCUGAUUGGCUGCGACAUCCGCUCGAUGAGGAACGAUACCAAGGAAAUCCUCAGCAACCAUAACGUCAUCGCGGUUAAUCAAGAUGCGCUUGGGGUGCAAGGGCGCAAAGUGCUACAAGAUGGAGACCAAGAAGUUUGGGCUGGUUCACUAAGUGGAGGGAGAGUUGCAGUUGUUCUAUGGAACAGAGGGUCUGAUGAAGCAUCCAUCACUGCCAGCUGGAGCAGCAUUGGUCUUAAUGAAUCCACUGUCGUCGAUGCUCAUGAUCUGUGGACCGGUGAGGUUACAUCAUCGGUGCAAGGACAACUGAAGGAGACAGUAGCUACUCAUGCUUGCAAGAUGUAUGUGUUGACUCCAAAGUAG
Messenger RNA from Miscanthus lutarioriparius, 1200 nucleotides. The record is from the annotation of a GenBank genome assembly. NCBI's taxonomy places the organism in Eukaryota, Viridiplantae, Streptophyta, Magnoliopsida, Poales, Poaceae.